Messenger RNA from Dama dama (fallow deer), 606 nucleotides. RefSeq names its product ciliary microtubule inner protein 2C (gene CIMIP2C). Lineage: Eukaryota; Metazoa; Chordata; Mammalia; Artiodactyla; Cervidae. The transcript is spliced from 4 exons. The record is from RefSeq and is a predicted model, not a curated record. The coding region runs from base 1 to 606 and encodes 201 amino acids.
AUGGCCUCUCGCAGCGCGGGCACCCUCCUGACAGAGUUCAAUGCCGCCUACGUGCCCCCCGGCCUCAUGCCCGGGUACAAAGGCCACGUUCCCGGUGUGGCCUUCUCCUUCGGCUCCCCCUACGGCACCACCACCCUCAAGUACUUCCAGGACCAGCGCAACGCAGCCCUGGGGAGGAGCUCCACUGACUUCAGCAAAGGCGGCCACUUCCCAACCAUCUUCUCCCCAAACCCCACCCAAGUGCUGAGGGACCGCGCCCUCACCCGGGACCGCUGGCUGCACACCCCCAGCUACACCCGCUUCAACCUGGACAGCAGCCGCUGGGCCGAGCUCUCCUACUUCUACCAGAUGGCGCAGCAGCAUCGGGAGCAGUAUCAAGACAAGACAGGCUUGGUGCACCGGGUCCCCUACUUCGUGCUGCCUAUGAGGGAGUGGGACCGGUACCCCAUCCCCACCGACCUGCCUCCUCUGAGCCCAAAGGAGAAGUGGCAUCUAUUAAGAGUGGCCCCUGAGAACCUGAGGACCUACCAGACAUUCCCAUCGGGGAAGAGGGUCUCCCCACAGGAGCGGCAGAGGCGGGACUGCUACUUUGAAUUCAGAGCGUGA